GUGUGUGCCAUUGUAGCGGUUAAGCAUACGCCGCGUUGUCGAGGCGGCUGAAAGCGAGUUUUCCUUAUUGGUUGCUGUCAUUGCUGUGUUUAGUCUUCUGAAGACAGCCCAACAGCGUAAUUGUGCAAAGUUUUGUGAACUACAUUUACAAGCAUUACUAUAUUAAAUAUUAAGCAAAUAGUAAUUAAUUUUUUAACUCUUCAAAGUCAACAUUGUCACAAAAGAUUUAAACAUGUCUUCCCGUCCACUCUUUAACAAAUUGAUGUCCAAAGCCAUGCUGCGCCAGUUGGUAGUGCGACCGAACCCGAUGGUAAUGCGCACACAGUUACAACACAGCCUCAAACCCAGAACCCCUCUGAAUAAACCAUCGUUGUUCAGUCCGACGAUUAUUAAGCGUUACUGGGAGUUAUCACCACUUUUUAUCAUAGUUGGUGGAGCAGUUUUGGGUCUAUUUUAUGCGAUUGUGCGAAAUGGUCUGUCACGUGAUGAUGUGCGUUUCUAUUCGAGUGGUAAAAUGAAUUGCGAGGACGUGGAAAAGUCCGGACCAAGAAAGUUUCUGGUAUAUAAUCAAAAAUACAAAGUACCCGAAGGUUUAAGGGAAGCACUUGCCGCCAUUGAGGAGCCUGCGGAAGACGUGGCAAAGAAGUCAAAGUAAAAAUUGUCGACGGCUUUUUAUAAUAGAAGAGUACUGGAAUAUUGUACAAUACAAAAAUUAUAAAAACUAAUUAAUGUUAAGCGUUUACAAUUGCAAGCGGACUGUUUGAGUUAUAGUUUAAGCGAACAGUGAAAUUGAGUCUUAUGAAAGAAAUUAUCCAAAUUUUGUAUUGGUUUUGUCUCAGCAAAAUGUUAUGCAGAACACGAACGUUUUAGUAUAUAUUGUAAAAGUAUUUAUGCAAAUUUUUAAUAUAUGUACAAGUAUGUAAUUUUUUCUAUUUAUUAAGCCUAUAUUAGUUUGAUUGUAUGCCUAUGCACCUAUUUAUCUAUGUGGUAAAUAAAGAAAAGAGUUUUACGUAUGUGUACUUUAAAAUAUAUUUAAACAAUUUUGAAACUCAUUCACAUCAAAAUAACUUUUUGGAAUUAAAACAAUUCAAUGUACAAACUUUCUUUUGUCAACAGAAAUAACCGUUGUUUUAACACUUAUUAGUUCUGAAAAGGCACUAACAAAAAUUGUAAUAGCUUAUAUAAAUAAAAAUAAAGCUUCUAUAUAACAA
Bactrocera oleae (olive fruit fly) is the source of this 1211-nucleotide messenger RNA. The record is from RefSeq and is a predicted model, not a curated record. NCBI's taxonomy places the organism in Eukaryota, Metazoa, Arthropoda, Insecta, Diptera, Tephritidae.